CAGAGCUAUUAGGUUUAAGGGAUCCGCCCCUCCACUGGCCCCGCCCUCUCCAUUGACCCCGCCCCAGGUUGCUCAGGAGAUGAGAGACGCCGAAUCCUGAAUUCUGGUAGGUGUUGGCGUGGGGAGAAGAAUAGGUGCAGAAAGAAAUCCUCUGAGGUCUGAAUGUGGCCAGCCUCCAUGGAGAGUUCUGGCAGCUCCUGCCAGGACUGGUGCAGCAGUAGGCAAUACUGGUUUGAGCUCGGACCCACGGACUUGCUGGAGCGCAAGGGCUCCCUCACCCUCCGCUCCCAUCACAAGAAGUACUCGAAACCCGUGUUGGUGUAUUCUUGGCACCAUGACAGAGAAGCCUAUCCAAAAGAUUAUGAUAUAGAGGGUCCUGAGGACAUAAAAAAACUGUGUAAUUCAACAUAUUGGAGACUUGGAACUGAUGAACCCCCAAUUUGGAUAUCAGAAACACAUGAAAAAAUGGCACAAGUUUAUUUAAACAGAGAAUUGGAUAAAAUAAAGAGGAAGCCUUUAUUGAAUGACGAGACAAUGAGCUCUGGGAUUAUUGAAAGGGACACUGGACUACCUGCCACAGGCUUCGGAGCUCUCUUUACUAGACACCCACCAGAUCGGCAUAAAAUGUAUGCCUUGACAACAUACGCUGAGGAAUAUGCAGCACCGUAUGAGUAUGAGCCACUCGAUUCUCCUUGUCAAGAUGAUUAUUCAAUAGUCCACAGAAAAUGCCGUUCUCAGUUCACUGAUCUUGAUGGUUCCAAAAGAUUUGGCAUCAACACUUGGCAUGACGAGAGUGGGAUUUAUGCUAAUUCAUGUGUAAAACGAAAACUCUACCCAUUAACGGGUGGUCCUAUUAUCCCUUUUUUAAAAUAAUCUAUGGAAUCAGAUUCUCUAACUAAUGAAAGGAUAAUGGAAAUACAGUUGAUUUUUCUAUCCUAAUAAAUGCAAUGGAA
Molecule: messenger RNA, 953 nt
Organism: Lontra canadensis (Northern American river otter)
Lineage: Eukaryota; Metazoa; Chordata; Mammalia; Carnivora; Mustelidae
Gene: CFAP95
Product: chromosome unknown C9orf135 homolog
Exons: 6
Coding region: 163-873 (236 amino acids)
Cellular component (GO): plasma membrane
Source: RefSeq, a predicted model, not a curated record